Messenger RNA from Scylla paramamosain (green mud crab), 3922 nucleotides. RefSeq names its product CWF19-like protein 1. The record is from RefSeq and is a predicted model, not a curated record. The transcript has 11 exons. The coding region runs from base 312 to 1907 and encodes 531 amino acids. Gene Ontology annotation, molecular function: RNA lariat debranching enzyme activator activity. Lineage: Eukaryota; Metazoa; Arthropoda; Malacostraca; Decapoda; Portunidae. Gene Ontology annotation, cellular component: post-mRNA release spliceosomal complex. Gene Ontology annotation, biological process: mRNA splicing, via spliceosome.
UACGUUACACUGCCUGCACGUGGCCGUGUUCGAGGUUUGAUGUGCUGAAGUGGCAUUUUGUGUGUAGAGGAGUUUUAGAAACUUUUUAAAGAAAAUCACAAGCAACUGUUAGAGUGCAAAUUCGCUGCUGUACCCAAAACGUUGCUCACUCCAGUAUUAUAACGACUACUGUAGUGUGUGGCGGUCAUUGAGCUGCCCAGUACUACAGGAAAGUCAAUGUUGAUGCCUUUUGUAUAACCAUUACCACAGUUAGUUAUUAUAUCUCACUACAUCUAGCAGGACCUUUUACCAGAGUAUUUGACGCGCCAAGAAUGUCUGAAAAAGUUGAGAAAAUCCUUGUGAGUGGUGAUGUUGAUGGAAAUUUCAACCAGCUGUUCAAACGUGUGGCAAAUGUAAACAGCAAAAAUGGACCAUUUUCAAUGCUGUUAUGUGUUGGAAAUUUUUUUGGACAAGACAAUUCACAGUGGCUUCCAUACAAGAGAGGGGAAGCCAAAGUUCCAGUUCCAACAUAUAUCCUUGGGCCUUCCAGUGAGGAUCGUGCUUCAAACUAUCCAGAUAUGAAAGGCUGUGAACUGUGUGAAAAUGUCAUAUAUUUGGGUCCAAAUGGUAUAUAUCCAAGUAGCAGUGGUCUGAAGAUGGUGUACUUAAGUGGAAAGGAGGCAGCUGGUCAUGCAAAGAGUGCUUCCACAUUCACUUUUGAUGACAUAAGUUCUCUGGAAACUCAAGCAACCGCAAAACCAGCCAUAGAUAUCCUUCUCACAUCCCAGUGGCCAAAUGCAGUAUGCAAUUAUGCCAAAAAACCUGAAGGCUGUGAUCCACAAUCUUCAGGAUCAUCCAUGAUUUCAAGAUUAGCUUUCAAACUUCGACCUCGAUACCACUUUUGUGGUACUGAAGGAACUUAUUAUGAACGCUUGCCAUACAGGAACCACAAAGUACUUCUUGAGCCACCCCGGCAUGUAACACGCUUCAUAGGAUUAGCAAAGGUGGGAAACCCUGAGAAGCAGAAAUGGCUGUAUGCUUUUAACAUCACACCAAUGUCUAAGUGUGAAUCAACAGAACUAGUGAAGCAGCCUCCUGAUGUUACUGAGUGUCCUUUCUCAGACUCCAAUAUUGCCCGGCCACCAAAACAGAGCAGUGGAAAGAACACAGGUGGAGUCCAGUUCUUCUAUGAUAUGGAUGCCAAAACAGGUGAUGAUAGAGGACAGAAGAGAAAGGGAGGAGGAGGUGAAGGUGGAGAGAUGAAACGUUUACCUCCAAAGCCUACAGGACCUUGCUGGUUCUGCUUAGCCAGUCCUGAGGUGGAGAAGCAUCUUGUAGUAAGUGUUGGAGACUAUACAUAUUUAGCUUUGGCAAAGGGUGGUCUUGUGUCUGAACAUCUCUUGAUCUUGCCCAUCACCCACUUCCAGAGCACACCAGACCUAGAUGAUGACUGCCUGCAAGAAAUAGAGAAGUUUAAGAGAGCACUUAAAGCAAUGUUCAAGAAGAAAGGAAAACGUGCUGUCUUCUUUGAGAGAAACUACCGUUCCCAGCAUCUCCAGAUUCAGGUGGUACCAGUGUCUGAUGAGGCUGCCCUACACCUCAUGGAAACAUUUACAAACACAGCAGAAAGUAGUUCCAUUGAAUUGGAUGAAAUUCCAAAACUGUCCAACAUUUCUCAAAUUGCUCCACCUGGGACUCCAUAUUUCUAUGCUGAGCUUCCUACAGGUGAAAAACUUUUUCACAGAGUUAAGAAAAACUUUCCUCUUCAGUUUGGAAGAGAAGUACUUGCAAGUCCACCUAUACUCAACGUAACAGAGCGCAUUGACUGGAGAGAAUGUAAGAUGUCUAAGGAAGAAGAGACAGACCUUCGUGACAGAAUAAGAGAAGACUUUCGUCCAUAUGAUUUUACACUUGAAGAUGAUGAUUAGCAUUCAUUUUUAUUGUGUGUGUGUGUGUGUGUGUGUGUGUGUGUGUGUGUGUGUGUGUGUGUGUGUGAGAGAGAGAGAGAGAGAGAGAGAGAGAGAGAGAGAGAGAGAGAGAGAGAGAGAGAGAGAGAGAGAGAGAGAGAGAGAGAUACAAAAGAUUCAAUUUAAAUCAUCCUUGCCAAAGGGCCAAAGGUGGAUCUUUAUAAAUAUUGGGUGUAAUAUUUUUACAGAGAAUGUAUAACUCAUUCUUAAAAGUGCAUCACAAACUUAUUUAUGUUAGUACAAAAAAUUUUCAGGUAUGUCAGCUCUUCAAAUAAAAGGGAUGAACAAUGAACAUACAUGCCACCACAUCACACAAGAGCUCACCCCUUGCCACUGACUAAAUAAAAGGAUUUGGAAAUCUGUUAAGUCAGUUAGUUCAUGGUGCCUUGAUACAGAAGAAAGAAAAAAUAUAGUAAUUAAUAGUGAUACAGAUAUAGGAAUGGAGGUUCUAGUUCAGAAUCAAAGUAAGAGAUUGUCCAGUACCAGACACUCCCAUCCCUCAGAUUUCAUAGAAAAUCUUAGAUAAAUUCCUAUUUAGGUUCAGAGCAUCAUGUGAGAAUGUAAUUAUUGCUAUGUGCCACCAGCAAGUCUGAUACACAUUCUCAAGGCUGUCACACUCGGCAAAAUUUGGCUAGCAUGUGCACAGGUAUUGAGAUUUUGUUGCCUAGAUACCUUGACUCUCUGAUGUGACCACUGUGUUCAUUCCCCUGAUUAGCUGGGGAGCUGCUCAGUGAACAACAAGCAAUUGGUCAAGUGGACUCUGGUUCAGUGAAAUUUGAACAUGUGUAGUGUGAAUCAUGACUAUUUCUUUGUUGUCAUUGAUGAUGUCAGCAACAUUAACAUUGUUGGUAGAUUUGAAUUUGUUUUAUUUUUAUUCUCUUGGGCACAAUCAAAUGUAAACAAAAACCUUUCUUGCCAUAUGAUAUAUUUAUUUGUAGAAAUAAUAAGGAACUAUUCCAUGUUAUGAGAUCACACUUCUCAGCAGUCAUGGCUGAAAACCAAACAUCUUUUCAACUUUGAUCAUCACAGAUAAAAUGUCAAGGAUAUUAAGGUAAUGUUGUACAUCUCUACACUUCAUUGGAAUGAAAUGAAAGAAAUGCAUGUUAGACCUGAUCACGUCCUACGAGUGAUAUUGCUUCUCACUUGAUGUUCAAUAAGCUGGAGUCAAGUGUAAGUUCAUCAGUGAACUUGUUUCCAAUAAACUCUUAAUUUUUGAGCUCAUGGUCAUUGAAUUUUGCUGUGUGUGACACCACCUGUGCUCUAAAAGAGUACAAAUUUACAUCCAAAACUUAUUUGACUAUAGAAAUAUUUAAGAAUUAUCAACAGAAUGUGAAAAGACUACUUUUAUUAUUGCAAUUUCUGUUUAUCUUCCCUUGGAUUACUCUCUAGUUGGGGAAUUCCCUCCCUAUGUAAACCUUGCCCAAGAAUGUUUAGCAAAGAUGGGGUAUUGGUUGACAACCAUUUAAAAUAUGCAGUAGUUAUCUGAAAUAUUCAUGUUGAGAUAAAGGAAAAUACUACACUCUCUGUAGGAUGUUAGAUGUAUUUCUUGAUAAAAAUAUUUCUUUAUAAAAAUAUUUCUUGACAAAUUAUGAGCAUAGGGUCAUUAGGAUGGAAAUAGAUGAUCAAAAACACAAAAAACUGGUAAUAAACAAGCCCUUUGAGUGCAUCUAUUUUUUGAGGUAAGAUGUGAUCCCUUUGCUGCAGUGCAUGAAAUGAUUAAGUUAAUCAGUCAGUUAUUGUAUAAGAUGGUUCAAACCAGAGUUAACAUCUUUUUGAGAAAAGUUAUUUCUCAUCUCAGAUUCAUUGUCACCAACUGAAAGCAUCCUACAUUCCACAGAGACUUCAUAAUUCACAAAGUGUCAUCAUUGGCCUGAAGUAUAUGAUACAAUUUUUUUAAAGUAACAGAGUUUAUUAUUACUCAUAUUACUAUUACUUUUUUCAUAUUUUGUAAUGCUUAACAAUAAAUGCUUGUAAUA